AUGGACCUGCUCGCGAUCGCUCGCUACUACGUCGACAGGAUGUUGACGGAGGUGUCCGGCAUGAAGGCCCUGCUGCUGGACGCCGAGACCACCCAGUCCAUCAGCGGGGUGUACAGCCAGACUGACAUCAUGAACCAGGAGGUGUACCUGGUGGAGAAGCUGGAGGCCAACAAGACGGACAAGCUGCCCCACCUCAAAGCGGUGUGCUUCCUGCGCCCCACCCGCGAGAACAUUGCUCGGCUGCGGCGCGAGCUCCGCGAUCCCCGCUUCGGAGGCUACCACCUCUUCUUCACCAACCGUGCCGAGGACCUGCGGCUGCAGGACCUGGCCGAGCUAGACACCAAGGAGGCGGUGCUGUCGGUGCAGGAGUACUUCACCGACUUCGUCGCGCUGGCCGGCCACCACUUUGCCGUCCCCCUGGCGAGGCCCCACGUCGUGCUGGAGCCCUGCGAGUGGGAGUACGGCGCCAGCAGCGAGGCCAUCGCGCGCAUGACGGACGGCCUGGCCGCGCUGGCGCUGUCGCUGCGGCGCCACCUGUCCAUCCGGUACCAGGCCGGGUCGGAGGUGGCGGAGCGCCUGGGCGCCAGCCUGCGGCACCUGGUGGAGCACGAGGAGCGCGAGCUGUUCGGCUUCGGGGUGCGGGGCGGCGACGGCGCGCCCGUCCUGCUGUUGCUGGACAGGAGGGACGACCCGGUGACCCCGCUGCUCUCCCAGGUAAGGGGAGAGGAGGAGGGGCGGGUGUGGACCUACCAGGCCAUGCUGCACGAGGUACUGGGCAUCGUCGGGGGGUGCGUGGACGUCCCCGGGGUCCCCGGGGUCAAGCCCGAGUUUGCGCGGGCCUGGACCUACCCGGCCAUGCUGCACGAGGUACUGGGCAUCGUCGGGGGGUGCGUGGACCUUCGCCACGUCCCCGGGGUCAAGCCCGAGUUUGCGCGGGCCGUGCUGUCCACCGCCGCAGACCCCUUCUUCGCCAAGCACGCGGGCAGCAACUUUGGGGAGGUGGGCGUCGCCGUCAAGCAGCUGGUGGAUGACCUGGCGGGCGAGCAGCGGGCGGGGCGGGACCUGGCCAGCAUCGAGGCCAUGAGCGCCUUUGUGGAGAACCUGGGGUCUCUCUCGCACCAGCAGGGCGUGGCAUACAAGCACGUGACGCUGAUGGGCGAGCUGAGCGCCGCGGUGGAGGCGCGCGGGCUCAUGGCGGUGUCCGAGGUCGAGCAGGAGCUGGCCUGCGCCGGCGCGGCGCUGGGCGCGCACGCCGAGGCCGUGCGCCGCGCGGUCGGCGACCCCGCCCACGCGCCCGACGACUGGCUGCGCCUGGCUGCGCUGUUCGCGCUGCGCUACGAGCGCGACGGCGGGCCGCAGGCCGCGGCGCUGGCGCAGCAGCUGCGCGAGGCGGGGGUGCCGCGCGAGCGCGUCGCGCUGCUGGGCACGCUGCUGGCGCGCUGCGGCGCCAAGGAGCGCGUGUCCGACCUGUUCCAGGACCGCACGUUGUCCUCACGCUUUGCGGUGCUCGCCAAGCAGCACAUCAAGGGCGUGGAGAAUGUGUACACGCAGCAUGUGCCGCCGCUGGUGGGCACCCUGGAGCGGCUGGCCAAGGGCAAGCUGUCGGAGGCGGAGUACCCCGCCGCGGACCGCGCAGCGGGGGCUGGGCCGCCGCCGCCGCCGCCGCGCCUCAUCGUGGCCUUCGUCGUGGGCGGGACCACGUACGAGGAGGCGGCCGCCGUGGCGGGGCUCAACGCGGCGGCGGCGAAGGGGGAGGGGCCGCUGCCGCCGGGGACCAGAGUGCUCCUGGGCGGCACUGGGGUGCAGAACAGCAGCUCCUUCCUGCGGGACCUGGCGGAGGAGCUCAUGGCUGGAAGCCUGGCCGGCAUCACCGGGAAGACGUGCGUGGCACCCCUGGAGCGCGCCAAGAUCCUGUUCCAGACGGGUCGCCUGACCUCGGGCAGCCUGGCUGCAACCCUGGCCGCCAUCUACCGGCACGAGGGUUUCUCGGGCCUGUUCAGGGGGAACGGCGCGAGCGUGCUGCGCAUCGUGCCCUACUCCGCCAUCCACUUCACGGCCUACGAGCACUACCGCCGCCUGCUGGUGGAGCACACACUUCCACCGAAAGCCCCUCCCGCCCGGGCGCGGCUGGGCAUCGGCGCCAUGCUGGCGACCACGCUGCGGCACGAGGGCCUGCGCGGCGCCUACCACGGCGUGGGCGCCUCCAUGUACGGCAUCCUGCCCUACGCCGGGCUCAAGUUUUACGUGUACCAGAGCCUGAAGCAGCAGUACCACCACCGGGCCGCCGGCGGCAGUACUGCCGCCGGCGACGGUACUGCCGCCGGCUCUACGCCCAACCCAGGGGCCGCCCACCCGCGCCUCCCCGUCCCCGUCAUGCUCACGUUUGGCGGGCUGGCGGGGCUGGUGGCGCAGACGGCGACCUACCCCUUUGAUGUUGUGCGGCGGCGCAUGCAGGUGGAGGCGCUGCAGCUGGAAAGCCUGCACGCGGGCAUGACGGGGCGGCUGUCCACGGGAGGCCUGGCUCUGCGCUCCACGCCGCAGGCCCUUCUGCUCAUCGCGCGCGUGCAGGGCUGGCGCACGCUGUUCGUGGGGCUGAGCAUCAACUACCUCAAGGUCGUCCCCUCCACCGCCAUCGGCUUCACGGUGUACGACCACAUGAAACACCUUCUGGCUCUUCCUUCCAACCUCUGA
This is a messenger RNA of Auxenochlorella protothecoides, 2691 nucleotides long. Its product is annotated as Vacuolar protein sorting-associated protein 45-like protein. The transcript has 13 exons. Gene Ontology annotation, cellular component: Golgi membrane. The record is from RefSeq and is a predicted model, not a curated record. Bases 1 to 2691 code for a protein of 896 amino acids. Gene Ontology annotation, biological process: intracellular protein transport; vesicle-mediated transport; transmembrane transport. Lineage: Eukaryota; Viridiplantae; Chlorophyta; Trebouxiophyceae; Chlorellales; Chlorellaceae.